Molecule: messenger RNA, 2631 nt
Organism: Coffea eugenioides
Lineage: Eukaryota; Viridiplantae; Streptophyta; Magnoliopsida; Gentianales; Rubiaceae
Exons: 2
Coding region: 1-2631 (876 amino acids)
Molecular function (GO): nucleic acid binding
Source: RefSeq, a predicted model, not a curated record
AUGCCGCUUGAACCUCAAGGACCAUAUUACUAUUUCACUGCAGAGCCAUUCACACUAGACACCGCUGCCCAAGGAAAAGUUGAAGCUGGAGAAUCCUCCGUGCCAAUUGGCAAGAAUUUGCUAAAAAGGUUGGAUCGAUUUGAUGAAUUCAUCAGGAAGAAUCAAGGUUUAAGCAAACAAGGAGGUUUGGAUUAUAAUGAGUUGUGCCUAUUUCCUGAUAUGCAACUGCCUGUGGGUUUUAAAGCACCCAAAUUCAGCAAGUAUGACAGAACGGGCAAUUCCAAGACACACAUUCAAAUGUUUGUAAACAAACUAGAGAAGCCGAUAGAUGAUGAGAAUCUACCUGUGCGCAUAUUCCCUAAAAGUCUAGAAGGCGAUGCACUAGAUUGGACCACGCUUGAGAGGACUAAAAACAAGCCAUCUGAGGAUCACAAGACAUAUGCGAAGAAAUGGAGAAAAUUGGCUGUCAAGGUGGUGCCUCCCAUGACUGAAGAAGAAAUUGUUCGUACAUUCAUCAAAGUUCAUGACCCGCCCUAUUUUGAGGAGAUUUUUUAUAUGAUCGAGUGUUCCUUUGCAGAAAUUAUUAAUAAAUUGGAAGAGUAUGAUGAGUUUGUGAGAGCAGGAAAGAUUGUUAAUUUGUCAGUUUUGAAAUCGCAAUUGGAAGCUAUGCAAAAUCAGGGCAGCAGUAGUAAGAAGUCUCAGUUCAAGAAGAAAGAGGAGGAAACAUCAUUUGUCUGGAAACAAAGCCCUUCUUUCCAACUUAGAUACCAACAAUACCCCACCUACUCACCCCGUUACCCAUACCAAUCAUGCCCUCGACCUGUUUACCAUACCACCAUCAACCAUCCUCGAUUUCGACCAAAUUACCCAAACACACCCCCAAGACCAUUUCACAUUUACCCACCUAAUUUUCAGAUUAGACCUCGCCUUCCUUAUAACCCAAGACCUACUUCACCCGUCAACCCGACUUAUCACUAUCAACAGACCAAUGACACCCAAAAUCGAACCCCAUACCGAACCUUCACCAAUUUAUGUCUCCCCGUUGAUCAAUUAUAUGAACAGCUCAAAGCCACGGGGAAAAUUGGUACGGUACCUCCUAAAACCUAUUCUAAAGGAUUUCCACUUGGUUAUGAUCCUCAAGCCUUUUGCGCUUAUCAUUCGGGAGCACCUGGACAUUCAACUGCCAAUUGUUGGGCACUUAAACACAAAAUUCAAGACAUGAUUGAAGCUGGAGACAUAAUUAUGAGAAAGAGAGAUGAACAAGGGCCAAGUGUUAGUAAGAAUCCUCUUCCUACGCACAAGGAUACCGUUGGAGCUAUUACCAUAGAUGAGAAGAUCGAAGAACCAACGCAGUACAUUGAAGAUGAAGCUGAGAUAAUAGGGGUCACUGGAGAACCAUUUAUACUGGAGGAGGAAGCCUACGAAGUCAAGAAAAAUCCUGAUCUCUUAAUUCUGGAUAUGAUACCUUUUGAAUGUGAACCGUUAGAGCUUAUAAUGCUUGAAUUGCCUGAGCAAGCUCCUGUUUUUAAUCGACAAGAAGUUCCAUGGAAUUACAGCGAGCCGACGAUAUUGAUUGGAAGAGAAGAAGCGCCCAAGAAGGAGGUAGCCGCCAUCACUAGAUCUGGAAGAAUCAUAGGUGCACCCACAGUUGAUGAACCCUCAAAAUCAAAGGAAAAAGCCGCGCCAACAAGACCAACUGUUACCGAAGAAGAGGCAUUCAAUUUUCUUAGGAUGUUGAAGAAGAACGAGUAUAAAGUGAUCGAGCAAUUGGACAAAAAGCCCGCUCAAAUUUCCAUGUUGAAUCUGCUCUUAACCUCAGAAUUGCAUAGAGAGGCUUUGCUCAAGGUGCUAACUGAGGCUCAAGUGCCUAAGAAUAUUCCGGUUGACAAAUUCACCCAUGUAGUUGAGCAUAUUUUGGCUUCAAAUCAGAUUUCUUUUUCUGAAGAAGAUUUAACUACUGAGGGGAUUGGACACAACAAGGCACUGUAUAUCUCAGUCCGUUGUAAUGGGAAGUUAUUGCCGAGAGUUCUGAUAGACAAUGGAUCUGCUUUAAACAUCUGUCCAUGGAAUACCUUGGUUAAGUUGGGAUUUCAAGAAGCUAAACUUCACCCGUCUGCAACCGUUAUGAGAGGAUUUGAUGGCGCGAAAAGAGAAUCAAUGGGGGAAGUGGAUUUAGUGCUAGAAAUCGGACCUGCACAGUUCCAAGUCAUAUGCCAAGUUAUGGAUUUCUCGAGUGUUUAUAAUAUUCUACUUGGACGACCUUGGAUUCAUACUUCGGGUGUGAUACCAUCUUCGCUCCAUCAGAUGUUGAGGUUUGUGGUAAAUGGACAGUUGAUCACGGUGUUUGCAGAGGAUGAUUGCACCAUGAUCGUCAAUCCCGCAUUGGAAGAGGGCGGUGAUAGAAAAGCUCUGGUUUCUCCUUACCAUGUGGCUGACAUCGUUUUAGUAGGUUGGGUAUUUAAGGACAAGGCGGUGGUGGGAAUGAAUCUACCAGAUGCUAGCGUUAUGAUGGGCAAGGAGAUGAUUCAAGGAGGAUACGAGAUAGGCAAGGGCCUCGAGCGUAACCUGCAAGGAGUUCUAGAACCAAUAGAGCUUCAAGGAAAGAAGGACACCUUUGGAUUAGGGUUUUAA